UCUCUUUCCGAACAGACUCUGCUACGAUUUAAAUACCACAGCUACGAGAGAGAAUAAAAUAAGGCCCCACAAUUAUAUUGCCUGAGUCGUACCAUACGUAGUAUCUUCUUAGUAGUUUGUGGUCGUACCGUACCGUUGAGCCAUCUUGUAGAAUCGAUUAUUAUUUGCAUACCGACUCUUGUCCGAAGCCAACCUCGUUAACGCUCCAAAACGUCACAUUGACAUAUGGCAGAUUCAAAUUUAUUUCUUUUCUUCGCACGGUCCGACCUUCCUUUCUCUAUACGAAUUUUAGUUGAAAAACUCACUUUCACCUUAUUGUCGCGAUUUAAAUUAUAUCACGCGGCUCGAAUUCCUACCUUGCUCAGUGCUACAAUUUUCGCUAAUGGUUGUUUAACUAAAAUAACUUAAAAAGUAUAAUAGAGAUAUCUUGUAAAUUAUACUAUUUAUUUUCUAUUUAUCGUAUUGAUAAGGAUGUAGGGCUGUGAUAAGAAGUGUGCUGAUGGUAAACAGAAGAUAUUGGAGUUUUAAUUGAUACAAGCAGAAUCAUAACCACCAGCCAUGCAUAUGUGGAUGUGGUUCGGCUACGACCUCGGGCCUUUCCUGUUCAACGGGCUGGACAUCACCGCGCGCUGGCAGUUCGCCGUCACGUGGAUAGUGCUGUUCGUGGUCGCGGUGCUGUUUGAGGCCUCUAAGGUAUACCUGGCGAGAGUGCAGCGUGCCGCCCAAAAACAGCUGUACCCAUACAGGUCUGACGAGCGACGGAAUCUGCUGUGCCGGGAUGUCCCCGUCGAGCCUGGCACCAGUCGUAACGCCAGUCACGGACAGGUCGGGAGAUGGGCGUCCUUUUGGACCAGAAUGCUGGUGAACACGCACCAAACCUUCGUGUUUGUUCUCCACAACACCGUGGGCUAUCUCCUGAUGUUGGCAGUAAUGAUUUACAACGUGGAACUGCUCUUGUCAGUGGUGCUUGGUAUGAUGACAGGUUACUUUCUCUUCGGCUCGAAGCUCACCCGUCUUCAAAUGCAGUGUUUUCGUACAAAGCGCGUCGUGAUAUGCACUCCGGAGUGCGACGACACAGCUGAAAGCUCGACGCCGCCGCUGCUAGACGCGUCCCUUACCACGGAAUCCGACUACUUCAUCUGCCAGACGCGCACCUGCAUCCAGCCCUCCCACUAUUUCCGCGCCAGCACCUCCCAGGACCAACCCCCCAGCUGCCAGUUCGGCGCCACAUGCCCUUCUAAAGUCGCUAAAGCUAGGUCCUUACAAAAACGGUGUCACGAGGAGGAACCUAUAGAAGACGCCCAGUCUAGGGAUUCCUGCUGUAAAGAAAAAGUGGAGGUACACCAGCCUUCUAGCUCUUGCUGUAAGGAAGAUACCCCAGAACAGGUGAGAGAGGAUAGUCCGAAGAUAACUUGCUGCAGCGCUAAGGCGACACCCACUGAUAGUCAGGAGCAGAUCAUUUGAUAGCUUUUUGAAAUGGUUUUGUGUACUGUUUAGAGUUUGGUCUGAUCCCCGAAUUGUUAUUAAUAGUUUUGAUUAUGUAAUUUUUGACAAAUUGGAUUUGUUAAAGGACUGUUGAUACAUUUUUUAGAGCAAAAAUUAGGUAGAGAAUUUAGUUUUUUAUUCAAAGUAGCUAGUGUUUGAAAGUGCCGUCCGAAAACUAAAGAUUGGAUGUGGACAAACUCUACAGUUAAUUUAUGGGAAAAAUGAGAAUAGGAAUUUAUUGAUUUUAGUUUUUGUUAUUUACUUGAAAUUGAUUCAUAAAAGUAUUUUUAUAAAAUUAUUUGCAGCGCACAAUUUUGGCCAACGGCGGUAAUGCUGCGUCCACACAUAAUCUACACUAUUUGUAAAUAGUGAUAGUUAAUAUAGUGAUGUCUCUUUCAGUUCAUUUUAAUAGCUAGAGAUGUCAUUAUACACAAG
Leguminivora glycinivorella is the source of this 1920-nucleotide messenger RNA. RefSeq lists its product as uncharacterized. The record is from RefSeq and is a predicted model, not a curated record. Gene Ontology annotation, biological process: copper ion transmembrane transport; intracellular copper ion homeostasis. Gene Ontology annotation, molecular function: copper ion transmembrane transporter activity. Gene Ontology annotation, cellular component: plasma membrane. NCBI's taxonomy places the organism in Eukaryota, Metazoa, Arthropoda, Insecta, Lepidoptera, Tortricidae.